UUCCCAAAACAUAUGAAAAUAAGGAUGGGCUCAAUAUAAGAGUUGCGAUAAUUGUAGGUUCUUCUGAUAUUCCGGCUACAAGAAAGUUAUUUGGACAUGGAUCUGCAGUAAUGAAAUGCCACAGGUGUCCGAAAAGAAGCCGAUAUAGUGAGACAUUUAAAAAAACUCACUAUGGAGGUAUGCAAGAUUAUGAACAAUGGUUAUCAGAACAAGCAGAUCCCCAGUUGCAUAGAGAAUAUGCUCAAGAAUGGCUUAGAUGUUCUUAUCCCAAUAGUAAUCAGCAGAUCGAACUCGAACUUAUGAAAAUAGUCCUCAAAAAUUCGCUUGUGAAUUAUCAUCUUUCCUGUCAAUGGACAUCUGGUCUCUUGAAGAAGUCUCUUCAAUUUCUUGCACUGAAGAAAGCUGCUGGUAACUUAGCUGUAACUAAUGAAUUUGAUAGAGAAGAGUUACAGUAUUUCAUCUCCUUGAGACAUGAUACGUCCAAUAAGAUUUAUGGCACUGAAAAUAUAUCAGGACGAAUGCUAGCACCUUCGUAUAAAAAG
Dentiscutata erythropus is the source of this 542-nucleotide messenger RNA. NCBI's taxonomy places the organism in Eukaryota, Fungi, Glomeromycota, Glomeromycetes, Diversisporales, Gigasporaceae. The record is from the annotation of a GenBank genome assembly.